GCAAACAUUGCGGUCUUACUGUUUAGCGAUUCCGGGUCGCCGGCGCAAACUAGUGUGUGAUGGCUUGAAUGGAACAGCAGCACUCGUCUUUGUUGUUAGAAGGCUGCUGUUCUAGGAAAGAUGUCGAUUGUAUCGCCCAACUCAGAACCAAUCGACAAUUUCUAUGACAUACACGAUCAGAUUGGGAGAGGCCAGUAUGCCGUCGUACGUAGAGUCACACACAAGACUACGGGCCUAGAAUAUGCAGCGAAAUUUGUCCGCAAGAGAAGGAAAGGGCAAGAUUGCCGAAGCGAAGUCUGGCAUGAGGUCGAAGUGUUGUGGUCCACCAACCACCCAUACCAGCACACCAAAAUUAUCCAGCUUCACGAAGUAUACGAGACGAGAACCGAGCUAAUCCUUGUGCUCGAACUUGCUCUUGGAGGUGAUCUACACAGGCAUUGUGUUGCGUUGGACUCCGAUGAACCAGCCUCCAGUCGUAGCGAGAAAGAAGUGGUCUACCUUCUGCGCCAGAUCCUGGAGGGUAUUCGACAUUUACAUAAGCAGAACUAUGUGCAUUUAGAUAUUAAGCCCAACAACAUCUUACUGAUGACGGACGAGAUUUAUCCAGAGAUUAAAAUCAUCGACUUUGGUCUGGCCAGAAGGAUCAAGCCCGGAGAGCAGAUAUGUCUCAUUGUGGGAACACCUGAAUAUGUUGCCCCAGAAAUUUUAGAAUUUGAGCCCGUAGGAAAACCAAGUGAUAUAUGGAGCAUCGGUGUAUUGGCUUAUGUGAUGCUUACCGGAAUGUCACCAUUCGCCGGCGACGACAAACAUGAGACGUGCUAUAAUGUGUCCUUAUGCGCCAUCGACUUCCCCGAGAGUCACUUCGACAACAUUUCGUACACGGCACAGGACUUUAUCCGCACGGUUCUUCAGCGAUGUCCCGGAGAUCGCCCCACGGUAGAGGACUGCCUCAGUCACCCUUGGUUGAACACGGAGGAGCUUUCUCAGCGGAGCCCAAGUAGACGAAGCCGUAGAAUAAGCACAGGUACGCGGGAUUCGUCCAAAGACUCGUGCACCAAGGAACACAACAAGCGUAGGAAAAAGUUGAUAGCGGUUCAGCAGAAUAACAGAUUACAGAUCACAACAUGAGAGGGGUGGGGUUAGGCAGGAAGGGGUGUAUUAGCUAGAGGGGUUGCCCAAUACAAGACAGAAUGGGUAAUACCUCUUUAAAAACGCAGUAUACUAAUUUUUGUUAUUUUUUGUAUGAUUUAGUUUCCUAUUCAAUUUGGAGGUAAGGGGGUAAAUGGAGGGUUCAUAUCUAGGUAAUAUAUUACUUUGUUGAGAAAGCAAAUAAUAUUAUUUUAUACUAGAGUAUUCCUGAAUUGCCGGAAUGUCCAGAGCUCUUUAUAUAUAAGGUUUUCGUGAUUUUCAGCUCUGUUUCGUGGAGUUAGGCAUUGUAUGAAAAUAUUAUUAUAGUAAGUUGGAUCAGUUGAACAAACUAUAUCAGUUAAACCAUCGAAAACGAACGCAAAUAGUAAAUAGUAGAAACAGUGCGUCCAAGAUAGCAACGGCGUUAAAAACACCCAGGCGUCUUUGCGAUAAAAAAAUACGCAGUACAGGGCCGUAGCAGGGGGUGGAGCCAUGGAUUUCCGUGCCGCCUCAAUAUUUACAAACAUUUUAAGGAAAUGACCACUAGGGGCGUGGCUGGGCCCCCAAUACUUUCUUACUGUUUCUGUAUUGUGGCUCCAAUCUUUCGAGGCUUGUUACGGCCCUGCACUACCUUAGCAGAUGAUAAAUAAAACGCGUAGUAUGGUCACAGCCAUGCGAUUGAUGGAUACAUUGAGAGGCUCUUGUCAGUAUCAGUUUGAUACUUUAUCCCAUUGGCUUCCCCAAAUCAGCCGAUGAGAAUUGAUACUUUAUCCCAUUGGCUUCCCCAAAUCAGCCGAUGAGAAUUGAUACUUUAUCCCAUUGGCUUCCCCAAAUCAGCCGAUGAGAAUUGAUACUUUAUCCCAUUGGCUUCCCCAAAUCAGCCGAUGAGAAUUGAUGCUUUUCACACUUGGUACUUUGCUAGGAUGACAAAAUGGCGGCAGGAAAGGGCUUUUUAAUAUAUAUACAUAUUGUAUCAAUAUUCAGUUAAGAAUGUACUGCACUUGAUUGCUGCACAUCAUAUGCCUGGGGACAUGUGUCAUUUCAAUAAUGAGUAACUGUUUUGGACAGACCAAACUAGUCAUAGAUAAGACAAUCAUAUAUGUAUAAAUAUUAUGUUUCGAGCGAUGAUUCAUGUCUAUUAUGAGGUAUGUCCAAAUGUUCGCCUCCCCUUGCGACAGAGGGAACGGCAUUCCCAAGGAGAGUAAAAAAAAAGAUAUAUAUAUAUAUAUACUUUUAUAAUGAUUAUAUAUAUAUAUAUAUAUAUAUAUAUAUAUAUAUAAUCAUUAUAAGAGUAUAUAGGGUAUAGUUAUAUAUAAAAUUAGAUUUAUAUAUAGUUAUAUAGACACGAUCGAUUUUCACCCAUAAGUUCAAUGCAUGUAAUAAUCUAUAUGUAUAGUAAAUUAUUGUUUUACUGUCAA
This is a messenger RNA of Nematostella vectensis (starlet sea anemone), 2546 nucleotides long. RefSeq names its product serine/threonine-protein kinase 17A. The record is from RefSeq and is a predicted model, not a curated record. Gene Ontology annotation, biological process: positive regulation of apoptotic process; intracellular signal transduction; protein phosphorylation. The coding region runs from base 121 to 1128 and encodes 335 amino acids. Gene Ontology annotation, molecular function: ATP binding; protein serine/threonine kinase activity. Lineage: Eukaryota; Metazoa; Cnidaria; Anthozoa; Actiniaria; Edwardsiidae. Gene Ontology annotation, cellular component: nucleus. The transcript is spliced from 8 exons.